AUGUUUAGCGGCCGCAAGUUCUCCUUUAACCGCCACACUGGCGCUCCCAAGCCCAUGGCCAGACGCUUUUCCAAUGCUGAACCUGGUACCAACGGUAUGUUCUUUUUCCCUCAAAGUUACCUCCUCCCAAAACCCGACGUGGCUGCCCAGCCCGCCAAACUCUUCGACUCCCACAUAAGCUACCCCGCCAAACCCCAAAGUAGCUUUGUCGCGGCCAGCGGCGACGAUGCGACAACUCAGGUCCAGUCCAAAGUCCACCGCCAGUUCCGCAAUGCCCACGAAGGCCACAUGCCCCAUGCCGGCCUCGACGCCAGCCGCGCCUCCACCGGUGUCGUCUGGUGCACUGAGCGCGCCUGCGAGUUUGGUUUCUCGGAACAUCCCGAAGAAUGGGCCAACCUCGGCCAGGGUGCCCCCGAAGUCGAAGACGACAUUGCCGGCUGCUUCCCCCGACCCAACACCAUCGACAUUUCCAUGGCCGCCCGUGAGUACGGCCCCACCGCCGGUAUUAAACCCCUCCGCGAGGCCGUUGCCAAACUCUACAACGAGGCGCACCGCAAGGGCAAGCAGAGCCAGUAUACCUGGGAAAAUGUUGCCAUUGUCCCCGGUGGUCGUGCUGGUCUGAUCCGUAUCGCUGCCGUCCUCGGCACCUCAUACCUGUCCUUUUUCUUGCCCGAUUACACGGCUUACAAUGAAAUGCUGAGCCUGUUCAAGAACUUUGCUGCCAUUCCAGUUCCCCUCUCUGAGGAGGAUGGCUACCACAUCCACCCCGACAAGAUUGCCGAGGAAAUCUCGCGAGGUACCUCCGUUAUCCUCACCUCCAACCCCCGGAACCCGACCGGCCGUGUCGUCGCCAACCCCGAGCUUGCCGAAAUUCAGGAUAUUUGCCGUGGCCGUGCCACUUUUAUCAGCGACGAGUUUUACUCUGGCUACAACUACACCAGCAACUGCGACGGAACCACCAUCUCUGCCGCCGAAAACGUUGAAGAUGUCGACGAGGAUGAUGUCCUGAUCCUCGACGGCCUUACCAAGCGAUUCCGACUUCCCGGCUGGAGAAUCGCCUGGAUCAUUGGUCCCAAGGUUAUCACGAUACUAACAAUUGUCUAUAGUAUUGGCUCUUGCGGAAGUUAUCUUGACGGAGGUGCCAACCAUGCCUUCCAGGAGGCUGCUGUGCAGUUCCUUGACCCUACGCUUGUCCAGGAGGAAAUGGUUCACCUGCAGCGCCACUUCCGUGACAAGCGUGACUUUGUUGUCAAGCGCCUCCGCGAGAUGGGCUUCGUCAUCAAAUACGUUCCCGACUCUACUUUCUACCUGUAUGUUAUGUCAACACCAACUUUGAAGUCAAUAUCGCGUACUAACUCGCGCAGCUGGCUGAACCUGGAGGGUCUGCCUGAGGCCAUCUCGGACGGCCUCAACUUCUUCCAAGCCUGCCUGGAAGAAAAGGUCAUUGUGGUGCCCGGCAUCUUCUUUGAUUUGAACCCGUCGCGUCGUCGUGAUCUGUUUGACUCGCCCUGCCACCACUUUGUGCGAUUCUCGUACGGGCCCAGAAUGGACGUCCUUACCAAGGGCCUUGACAGCAUCGAAAAGGUGGUCAACAAGUUCAAGAAGCCAGCUUCGUCGUAG
Cordyceps militaris CM01 is the source of this 1620-nucleotide messenger RNA. Its product is annotated as aminotransferase. Gene Ontology annotation, biological process: biosynthetic process. The coding region runs from base 1 to 1620 and encodes 539 amino acids. The record is from RefSeq and is a predicted model, not a curated record. The transcript is spliced from 5 exons. Gene Ontology annotation, molecular function: pyridoxal phosphate binding. Lineage: Eukaryota; Fungi; Ascomycota; Sordariomycetes; Hypocreales; Cordycipitaceae.